Camellia sinensis is the source of this 2090-nucleotide messenger RNA. The record is from RefSeq and is a predicted model, not a curated record. Lineage: Eukaryota; Viridiplantae; Streptophyta; Magnoliopsida; Ericales; Theaceae.
UCGCAAUAUAGAUCUUUUAGUUUCUUGAAACUUCUAAUUUUUAAUGAAAAAUUAAGUAAUUUUUCUCUUUUCAAUGCAUCUCAAAUUAUGAACAACUUUGCUUAUGUUAUGAAAGUAGAAAGAGAAGAGAAAAGAGAAAGUAUAUAUUGAAUUGAAUAAUGAAAUACAAGAAGCAUGUAUUUAUAGGCUGAGAAGAAACGUAGAUAAGUAUAGAAAAGGAGAUAAAGAUACAUCAGAGAUAAUUAUAGAAAAAGAGAUGAGAUACAUCUAUAAUACAGAUAGAUAAUUAUAAAACAAUCAUAUAUAUAUAUCUAACAGCUUAUCUUCACAAAUUUAUAUUUGUAAUUACAGUUCGUCCUGAGAAAUUUGCUAAAAUAAUUCUCUUUUUCUUGUUUGUUGGGUUCAUUUAACAGUUUUUUUCUUAUUAGUAUUUUAUUGACAAUUUCUUGCAGAACCAAUUACUUGCAAUGAAUUACAUACAUGAGGGAACAGAUGAUAACAUAUGGGUUAAGAACAAUUUUAAGUUGAAAGAUUACUCAAUUAAUGAUAUUCGUGUCAAUCUUUAUCAAGUGAGAAUUGGCAACUGAAUCAUAAAACUGAGGCAGCAGUGGGAGUGUUGGUUGCUGUUUUGUUCUGUUAAUGCUGGUGCUAUUUUCUUUUUAUUGUUUUCUGUUGGUGUCUUGCCAACAUUUAGUGUGUCAACCUAGUUGAGAUAUGUUCCACUAGCAAUGAUGCAAUGUUAUCACCAAACUACUGGAUUUGAAAACAAUUCAAAUUUGCAGAUGUUAUAAUAGCGGUUAGUGUUUUGAUAAUGAUACUUCUUCAACUCCGGCAACGUUCACGCAUUCCAUAGCUAUAGCAAACAUGCAAUUUCCAACACAUUCUGUAUUGAAUAAUUGCAUACCAUAGCAAAUAAUAAAGCCUUUUGUCUUGAGUACAAUUCUAUAGCACAAUAAAUGUGUUCUUUAAUACUAUCAACUAUUCUCUUAGCCCUUCUGUCUCUUUCUAUCCAUGCAGCUGUAACAGCUUUAAUAAAAGACCUUAUUCUAUCCUUUUACAAUUGUUUGAGGAGCAAAAACUAACAAAAUAGUUACUAAAGCUAGACACAGCUUAGUUGGGCCAAUUGUAGAAGACUUGCAUAGUGCCUAUCCAGGCCUAUUCAAUUCAGGAAUAAAGGCUAUUUCUCAUGAAUGAUGCAAGACAACAUGCUGCUGUCCUCUUCAAGUCUUUUGUUGGCCUUGGUUGGAUUCUGUUCCACUUAUUUUGAAGAAGCUCUACUUCUGUAUAGAUUGUACCUUCUUUACUUGAGUAAGAUAUAUGUGUGUGUGCGUGUAUAUUCAGUUUGGUUUGGGACCUUGAGUAAACUGACCCUGCAAUCCAUAGCCAAACAGCCUUUUUUUUUUCUUUUUUGAAGUCAAACUUUGAACUGGGAGAAAAAUAGAAGCACUGAUGAACAGAGCCAAAACAAGCCAAUCAGGUUUUGGUUCAUAUUCUAGCUUUCACCAAGAAUAUGUAGAAUGUGGCCCUUGUAGAGCUAUGACGAAUCAAGAGUUAAUAGAUAAUGGAAAUCGGACGAUGGAUGAGGCUGAUCAAGCCAUUGAUAGGUCAAAAAAGGUUGUCCAUGACACAAUUAAUGUUGGAACCGAUAGGGCAGCAGCUCUGAAGGCACAGUUACAUUGUUAGACUAAUUUGAGAAAGAAAGUUGACAGCUUCUAAAAUUUAGGUGUGAGAAUUGAAGCAUCAUACUUCUUUUAUGUUUAGACUGAACAAAUGAGUAGAAUUGUUAAUGAGUUGGACUCUGUCCAUUUCUCGAUCAAGAAGGCUUCUAAAUUGGUGAAGGAAAUUGGUAGGCAGGUCAAUCUCUAAAUUAUUCACAUCUCUCUUCUCUGAUGUAAUUAAUUAUAUUGUAAAUGAUUUUUUCUUGGUUUUCUUUUUGCAGAUGCAACCCUUUUGAGUACAUGAUGAUAUUUUCACAUAUCGAUAUUGGAACUUAUACUCUUAUUUAUGUAUUUAUUGAAAUAAAUAUCCAAUGUUUUGCAUUUUUUGUAAGCUUAAAAUUAAUUAUAUUGUAAAUUUAUUUAUUUAUAUUU